AUGGAUAACGUUGAGCUCGAAGAACCCUAUGACGAGGAAGGCAAUCUUAGCUAUGGCCAUAGCGAAGAUGACCUCGACAACGAUUACACAGGCAGUGGGGAUGCACAAAGUGGUGAGGACCGAUAUGCCAACAGUGAAAGCAAUGAGAGCGACGAAGAUCCCGAUGACGCUUCAGCAAAUGAUACGGAAGGUGAGCUUAGUGACAGUGUGAUUAGCGAAGAUCUUUCGAUGUCAGCAAGCGAUGACGACGAGGAAGAGGAGGACGAGGAAGAUGGAGAACUAGAGACAGGUAGCAUGGAAAGCGAUCUCAGUGGCUCAGACCAAGAGGACGGUGAGGAGGUGAAUGACACGGAAAGCGAUGUCAGUGGCUCAGACCAAGGGGAUGAUGAGGAGGUAAAUGACACGGAAAGUGACGAUAUCAGCUCGGAUAGCGAGGCAGUAUCGAUCGAAGAAGAGAUCAUCGACCCAGUGAGCGAAGAGAGCGGCUCGGAUAGUGAAGCAGAUGAUUCGAUUGGAGAGGGUGCUGGGGAAAACACCACAGUAGAGCCUAUGGGAUCUAGCGGCAUGUGCAACAAUGACAGCACUACACACCAUGAGCAAGAAAGCGUCUUGACGAGUACGCGGAGUAGCCCGGGAGGGAAUACGCCAGCUGGCGUACAAAAGCUCGCGCACCCAAAUGAAGUGGUGUCCAAGAAAUCUAAAGACAACGCCCGCAGAACCAACGAAGCUCAUCUCUCGCACCGUACCAAACCUAAUCUUGGACACGCCAAACUACCAUUCGAAACCAAGCAUCCUCGAACAUCGAAAAAUCUUGGGAAGUCGAAAGCCGACAAUGAAAUCAGUAUGGCUGACGAGCUCUUCCUGCCGGUCAUAUCAACUCAAUCUACCAAUAGCAACCAAAAGCCCAAAGCAACAAAACGGUUUCCUCUUACACACGAGACGGAGGCAACGCCUGCAGCAACUGCAAAUCGCAUAUCCAGCAAGAAGAAGCGAAAUCCUACGGUUCUUGAGAUGGAGGGAUCUGCAAUCCAAGUCCCCGCCAACACCAAACAGCAAUCCAACAGCAAAGCCAGCGGUACGAAAUUAUCCAAGAACGACGCACUUUACUCUCAUACCAAAUCCCCUCCCGUAUCCGCAAGCGACACGGAAGAACCUCGUGUACCUACUGGCUUCUCCAACCCCCCUAAGGUUCUCCUCAAUGGCAUCUUUGCCGGAGUGAUGAUGCAGAGGCGAAAGUCUACAGUGAGUGUAUUUGAUCACGACGCGCACGCAAUCAUCGGCUUUAGCUUCACGCAUGAGCGCGGCAAGCGGUAUAAGGAGGCUGGGAUGAAGAAGUACAAGACGUCCAAGGGUGGUUUUACACUCUGGUGGAAGCCUUACUCGCCAUCGGCGGACUACUUUGAUAGGGGAGAUUAA
Messenger RNA from Alternaria ethzedia, 1416 nucleotides. RefSeq lists its product as uncharacterized. NCBI's taxonomy places the organism in Eukaryota, Fungi, Ascomycota, Dothideomycetes, Pleosporales, Pleosporaceae. The record is from RefSeq and is a predicted model, not a curated record. The coding region runs from base 1 to 1416 and encodes 471 amino acids. The transcript has 2 exons.